Molecule: messenger RNA, 3540 nt
Organism: Lodderomyces theae
Lineage: Eukaryota; Fungi; Ascomycota; Pichiomycetes; Serinales; Debaryomycetaceae
Gene: ZCF20
Product: Zcf20p
Exons: 1
Coding region: 1-3540 (1179 amino acids)
Biological process (GO): positive regulation of transcription by RNA polymerase II
Cellular component (GO): nucleus
Molecular function (GO): DNA-binding transcription factor activity, RNA polymerase II-specific; zinc ion binding
Source: RefSeq, a predicted model, not a curated record
AUGGUAGGGACGGAGCAAAAUUUGACAAAGUCGUCCACAACUUCCUCAUCCAAACCUAAGCGACAAAGAAACCGGACUCCCAAAAGCUGUAUACAAUGUUCCAAACGAAAGAUCUUUUGUUCCAAGGAGAGACCAGCGUGCAGCAAUUGUAUCAAAUACUCAGUUGGUCAUCUUUGCUCAUACGCUUUGCCUCCGUGGGCUGAUGUGUCUGCUAGAGAUGUAACCAAUAACAUCGACGACAACAAUGGCAAUUUUGACAAGUACUACAGCGUCAAGGCCACAGAUGCGAAAUUGACCUCGCCACGUUGCUCCUUACUAGAAGAGUCACUUUCGCCUGCACGAAUACAACAAACGGAUGAAUAUCGUCAGUUGAAACAAAGAAAUGAAAAGGUUAUACAAUCUCAGCGGAAAGAAAUAGAUGAUUUGAAGCGCCAGCUUUCUGUACAACAGCAGCUAUCACCCAUUGAUGCUACAACUAAACACCAGCAACUGCAGCUUCAACAACAACAACAGCAAUUAUCAAAUCUGGGUCAUAUCCUAAUUACAGUUUUGAACAAGAUAAGCCCCUUGACAAAUUCCUACAACAACAACAACAACAACAACAAGAUAGAAAUGUUGAAUGAUUACACUCUUUGCAGUAUUAAUAAUUCUACCAUUGGCAAUAAAAAUGUCUACGUGGACACCUAUUCUUGGAUUAAUAUCAUCAAAUUAGACCCACAACUAACCACGCUAUGGUUUCGCAUUACUAAUUUGCAAAAGAUGUAUCAUGUGUAUAAGAUGAAUAUGUUGAAAGGAGGCCACAAUAGCAACACUGUUGUCAAAAAGGCACCGAAGAAGUCGAAUUACAAAAUCAAUGAGAUUGACUUUACACAUUCGCUUCGUCCAACUACUCCCAAUGGAUCAAACAAGGAACCAAGACUGCAGCAGAGCCAACCAUUGAGGUGUCCUGUAGUUGAGUGUGAUUUCAAUUUUAUGUCGGAAGAGCAACAGUUCACAACGCCAAGUCCAAUGAAAUCAACCUCGGUAUCCCCAACAAUGAAGCUUGAAUCAGCAGCAAUAAUAAAUGAGAAGCCCAUGCUUUCCGACCUCCAGCUGAAAAUGAUUCGUCUUUGGGAAUCAUUGAUCAGUUUACCCAGAGGUGAAUCAAAGUUGAAUGUACAGCAAAUACACUUUUUGCUAGACUACUAUUACAACAGUGAUAUUGAAAGUAAAGACAUUCUUUCGUUUUACCGGUUUGACAUUCAAGCUGUUUUCAAAAAGACUACGAAUGAUGAAGUUGUGCUCAACUUGCCACAGAAUACAGGAGGGCCAGACUUUGAGGCACAAUUGAAAUCUUGUGGAAUAUUCCUAUGCAUGUUGGUUUUGAUUGUUGAAGAAACGUUGUCCGAGUUGAGAGUGAUAUUCAAAGAAGCUAUCGAUAAAGAUUUGUGCGAUCAAUUUGAAGAUACCUUCCCCAAUGAAGUUUUGUUGUUAAGCCUUGGUCCCCGUCAAAAUAACUUGCUUCACAACGUUCAAGAGUUGUUAAUUCAUUUUGAAAACGAAAAGUGCAACAAGUCAUUAUCUUACUGUGCCGCGGUUAUUGCCUUACUAAAUAGGGAAAUUGAUGAUUACAGAAAGCCAGGAUCAAGCAUCACUGACACAAAAAACUCCUUCACUUCUUUAUAUACAACAUUUCUCCAUUUGUUACUUGAUGAUGGCCCAUUGGAGAUUUGGAAAGACCCCGAGUUGGUGGAGAUCAGAUCACAGUACAAAAAGCGUAGAAAAGACUUGAAGCUACACUUUUGUCACCUUUGGGCUAGUAUUGUUAGACUAACCAAUUUGGUCACAUUGAAUUUCGUUCCAUUGGUGAAGCAUUCAGAGUACUUGGAUGGGUUAUUGAGGCGUAUUUAUCACAAGAUUGAAGAAGUGGACCUGUUGCAGUAUCAUUUGAAGUUUUUGUCCAAGUUGGGCGAAGACCAAUUGAUUGUUUCCUUGCACGUGCAUUACCUUAUUGCCAAUGUGUCGUGCUCACUAUAUAAUGGAAUUUUGAAUUUAGGAUCGAACAAGUUAAUCAUCAGCACUUUAGAACAGUUGAUCAAACAAUGUCAAACUUGGAUUACUGAUGUGGGAAUUCAACGGUUUAGCGAGGCUAGAAAGUUUGAAAUUUUGAUAAUUCUUGACUACUUGUCGUACUUUAUGAUUUAUUUGAUAAUGUUACAAGGGGAAGAAUUAGGAGAUGCUACAAUAAUCAAUAUUGUUGUGCCAAGUAUUUUCACCAAGUUGUCACUGCUUAUUGAGCUGUUACGUGUAACUCCAAAACGCCACGCUCAGUAUCUUUACUCAAUAGGGACAGAGGUGUUGACGAGACUGGUCCAAUUCGUCGUUGGACUUCUCUUUAGAUUCAGAAAUGAGACUCAACCAUCUGGUUUGUUGAAAAAAGAAUGUACAACGGUAUUGACAAACAGAGGUGUCCUUACGCCUACUGAAUGUAUGGAUAACCUUACUGAAGAGAUUGAACAGAUUGUGACCUUUUUGGAUUCGGUGUUGAUAAACAAGGAGCGAUUAACAAAACUUACAAAAUUGUGGAAGUUUUACAUUACCUUGAGCAAGGACUUGAAUUACUCCAAACUUCAUUCUGGAAUACCCAACUUCAAAACUGGAGACACUUCUUCUGCUUGUCCCGUUUUUGCUGAUGGAGAUGCGCAAUCAGCAGUAGCGGCUGCAACCACGGCAUCCUCAUCUUGUCCUGUUGUGCACACAGGGAAGCUGAUUGCAGGAUCCGCAUCCAGAUGUCCCAUUAUGCACAGUAGUGGGAACACGGCAUCUACUCCAGCCGAGACAAUGUCCUUGAAUGAAUCAAAUACUUCAAAAAGAGAAGUGCCCAAAUGUCCAAUUUCGCUGAUCACAACCCCUAUGAAUGAUGAAGAAGUGCAGGUGAGUCAGUUACCACCACCUUUGCAAGCAGCAAGUCGUAAGUCGCCACAGCACCACCAAUUGCAAUCAGCCAUGAACAAGAAGAUGAAAAAGUGUCCAUUUGAUCAUGGAUCAAUGAUGAGAUCGAAUUUGUACCCCAAUCAAAUUGAAUCGAGUAUAAGAGGUAACUUUGAAACUUUCAAGACGCAUACACUGAGUCCACUGGGCUCGCGUGGGAGCGAAGAGGUUUAUUCGGCAACUAUACCACCACAGUUGCAAUCAGUCAAUAUAACUACCGCUGGAGACGCCGAAUCAGUGAAAUACGGUGCUGACACGGAAGUAAGUGCUACACCAGCAAUGUCUGGUCGAGGAGUCCCGUCACUUGGUCCCCAUCAACCACAGCAACCACAGCAACCACAACAGAUUCAAGAAAAUCAGCUGCCUCCACAACAGCCAUUACAAUUCAUGAAUGGUUUGGAAAACUUGGACGUAUUGAAUCAAUUUCAUGAUUUUGACUUUGAUUUCUUGAAUCAAGAAAAUAUGUUGGCACACUUUGGCACGGUUGCCAACGGGAACGGACUUAAUGAUGACUUGGAUAUGGGGUUGAAUAAUCUUGGAAACGGUAAUAUCGAGGGUUUCUUUCAAUAA